GCUCGUCCUCAGCUCAGAGGUUUUCGAAGUAAGUUUCGCAUUCCUUAGGUUUUUUAAUUAUUACUCUCUUCGCAGAACAACCCAUCGAAACGAAUUCCAAUCGAACUCUUUCUAUUUCUCGCAAAGAAUCAAGUGACAGUCUCACAGUCAGUCAUCACUGGAUUGACUAGAGCACUUCAGAAUAGCACCUUCUUUCAUCACCUGAAUCCAUCUCAAUUUAUUGCCCUGAACGUAGAAACAAAGUAGCUUACCUAAAUGUUCUAUCAGUAUAAUGAAAUUUCCUAAUUCUCUGAAGAUAGUGCAAGAUAUUCAAUCCACUUUUGAACGGUGGAAUCAAAACAAAUUCUUUCGAUACGCUGCUCCUUUUGUUUUACUCGUCGUUGGUUCGUCUUUUGCGCUCAAGAAUUUCACAUCAUUAAGAUAUGAGUAUCGUUCAACUGCAAAAUUGGAUCCCAAAGAGUUCGAAGCGAAAGGAAUCAAAAUGAAACCACCAGGAUCCGUUACUUUGGAGUCUGAAUACGAAAAACUGAAGGAACUCGAUUUGGAGAACUGGGAGCAAGUUCGAGGUCCAAGACCUUACGAGGAUCCCUCUGAAUUUGAAGAAACCAAACGAAAACAACAGGAGAAGAGAGCUGCUGAAAGGCAAAAGAAACGAGAACAACAGGAGUUAGCGGUGAAAAGAGGCCGAGGUCAACUGGAGGAGUAAGAUUGAUACUGUGAUUACAAUGGAACAUGAUUCGACAACCAAUUUGAACCAUGAAUCAAACUGCUUGCAACGUAAACUCCUUCCAACUAAUUCGAGACCUUUUGUUCAAAUGAGUUUGGAGGAAUUGUCCCUAGUUCAAGACCUUUUUUGCUGGACAAAUACCAAAGUUCGUUGUAUCGGUUAUCUAGUGGAUGCAGGCCCCAAUUUACUCUUGCGUAGUUGUGCAGAAGCUUCCGGUCAGUUUGAGAUCAAAGUUGAUGUAUCACUAAUGGAAAGGAUUCCCCCCUCGGGAAUUGUCAUUCAGCUGUUCGGAGAGAUUUGUCUGAGUGAAGCUAAAAUUCCAUUCAUAAGAGGUUGUUUGUACAGAAAAUUUGAGUCAGUAGAUCUAGUUCGUUAUAAUCGUGCGAUAGAUACCAUUAACAGGUAUUUUCCCUGGAAUAUAGAUGUGAAUGCAAGAAAGAAAAAUCAUCAAAAUGAUGAGGGGAA
Molecule: messenger RNA, 1192 nt
Organism: Bemisia tabaci
Lineage: Eukaryota; Metazoa; Arthropoda; Insecta; Hemiptera; Aleyrodidae
Gene: l(3)neo43
Product: cytochrome c oxidase assembly protein COX16 homolog l(3)neo43
Biological process (GO): mitochondrial respiratory chain complex IV assembly
Cellular component (GO): mitochondrial inner membrane
Source: RefSeq, a predicted model, not a curated record